Molecule: messenger RNA, 5015 nt
Organism: Etheostoma spectabile (orangethroat darter)
Lineage: Eukaryota; Metazoa; Chordata; Actinopteri; Perciformes; Percidae
Product: Golgi apparatus protein 1-like
Cellular component (GO): Golgi membrane
Molecular function (GO): fibroblast growth factor binding
Source: RefSeq, a predicted model, not a curated record
CUUCUGUGGAACUAUAAACUUAAUCUGACCACAGAUCCAAAGUUUGAGUCGGUGGCCAUGGAGGUCUGCAAGAGCACCAUCAAUGAGAUUAAGGAGUGUAACGAGGAGGAGCGGGGGAGGGGCUACCUGGUGUCCUGUCUGGUGGAUCACCGUGCCAACGUCAGCGAGUACCAGUGCAACCAGUACAUCACCAAGAUGACCAGCAUCGUCUUCAGCGACUACAGACUGAUCUGCGGCUUCAUGGACAAAUGUAAAGACGACAUCAACAGCCUGCGCUGCGGCAGCAUCAACGUGGGUCACAAGGACGUCCACUCUCAGGGCGAGGUCAUCGCCUGUCUGGAGAAGGCGCUGGUUCGGGAGGCGGAGCAGCAGGAUCACGUUCAUCCAAUCAAAGAGGAGUGCCAGAGGGCCAUCCUGCGGGUGGCGGAGCUGUCGUCGGACGACUUUCACCUCGACCGACAUCUUUACUUCUCCUGCAGAGCCGACCGCGAGAGAUUCUGUCGUAACACUCAGGCAGGGGAAGGGAAAGUCUACAAGUGUCUGUUCAAUCACAAGUUCGAGGAGGCCAUGUCAGAAAAGUGCCGUGACGCUCUGACCACCCGUCAGAAGCUGAUCUCUCAGGACUACAAAGUCAGUUACUCUCUGGCUAAAGCCUGUAAGGUGGACCUGAGGAAGCAGCGUUGCAGCCUGGAUGCCAACCUGCCGCGAGCGCGCGAGGCCCGGCUGUCCUACCUGCUGCUGUGUCUGGAGGCUGCCGUGCACCGCGGUCGUCCGGUCAGCGGCGAGUGUCAGGGGGAGAUGCUGGACUACCGGCGGAUGCUUAUGGAGGAUUUCUCCCUGAGUCCGGAGAUCGUUCUGCACUGCCGCACGGAGAUCGAGGCUCACUGCUCUGGCUUGCACCGCAAAGGCCGCACUCUGCACUGCCUGAUGAGAGUCGGACGCGGCGACCGCAGCACCACGGUCGACAGCAUCUGCCAGAGCGCCCUGCAGACUUUGAUCCAGUCCGCCGACCCCGGAGCCGACUACAGGAUCGACCGGGCGCUCAACGAGGCCUGCGAGUCCGUCAUCCAGACCUCCUGCAAACACAUCCGCACCGGAGACCCAAUGAUCCUCUCGUGCCUGAUGGAGCACCUGUACACGGAGAAGAUGGUGGAGGACUGUGAGCACCGGCUGUUGGAGCUGCAGUAUUUCAUAUCCAGAGACUGGAAAUUGGACCCCGUCCUGUAUAAGAAGUGUCAGGGUGACGCUGCUCGCCUCUGCCACACACACGGCUGGAACGAGACCAGCGAGCUGAUGCCGCCGGGCGCCGUCUUCUCCUGUCUGUACCGCCACGCCUACCGCACCGAGGAGCAGGGACGCCGGUUAUCUCGGGACUGUAAGGUGGAGGUUCAGAGGAUUCUCCGUCAGAGGGCGCUGGAUGUGAAGUUGGACCCCGAGCUGCAGAGACGCUGCAUGACCGACCUCGGCAAGUGGUGCAGCGAGAAGACGGACGCUGGACAGGAGCUGGAGUGUCUGCAGGAUCAUUUGGAGGACCUGGUGUCAGCCUGCAGGGAGGUUGUGGGCAACCUGACCGAGCUGGAGUCAGAGGACAUUCAGAUUGACGCUCUGCUCAUCAGAGCCUGUGAGCCCGUGACUCAGGCCCACUGCCAUGAUGUAGCUGAUAACCAGAUGGAUACAGGUGAUCUGAUGGAGUGUUUGGUUCAGAACAAACACCAGAAGGAGAUGAACGAGAAGUGUACAGUCGGCGUUACACACUUCCAGCUGGUUCAAAUGAAGGAUUUCCGGUUCUCCUAUAAGUUCAAGAUGGCCUGCAAGGAGGACGUUCUCCGCUUGUGUCCAAACCAAAAAAAGGCAGUGGACGUCGUCCUCUGUCUCAGCACCACGGUGAAGAACGACACGCUGCAGGAGGCCAGGGAGCACGGGUUUCACUCAAUGUCGUAAACAGCUGCUGUGGAGGAGCUGGAGAUGUCGGAGGAUAUUCGGUUGGAGCCCGAGCUGUACGAUCCCUGUAAGUCGGACAUCAGCCGCCUGUGUCCCAACGUGGCCUUCGGUAACGCUCAGAUGAUCGAGUGUCUGAAGGAGCAGAAGAAGCAGCUGAGUCAGCGCUGCCACCAGCGGAUCUUCAGGCUGCAGGAGGUGGAGAUGACCGACCCCGAGCUCGACUACCAGCUCAUGAGAGUCUGCAAGCAGAUGAUCAAGCGGUUCUGUACCGACGCCGAUGCCAGAAACGUCCUUCAGUGUCUGAAACAGAACAAGAACAGCGAGUUGAUGGAUCCCAAGUGUAAACAGAUGAUCACCAAGAGACAGAUCACGCAGAACACGGACUACAGGUUGAACCCGCUGUUGAGAAAGGCUUGUCGAGCCGACAUCCCAAAGUUCUGCCAGCCCAUCCUGAACAAGGCGAGCGAGGACAGCGAGCUGGAGGGCCAGGUCAUCGCCUGCCUCAAACUCAAAUACGCUGACCAGAAGUUGUCUUCAGAUUGUGAAGACCAGAUCCGAGUGAUUCUGCAGGAGUCAGCGCUCGACUACAGACUCGACCCACAGCUGCAGAUGCACUGCACAGAUGAGAUCUCCAGGUUGUGUGCGGAGGAGGCAGCAGCUCAGGAGCAGACCGGUCAGGUGGAAGAAUGUCUGAAAGUCAAUUUGCUGAAAAUCAAACUGGAAGCUUGUAAAAAGGAAGUCCUGAACAUGCUGAAGGAGAGUAAGGCGGACAUCUUUGUGGACCCGGUCCUCCACACAGCCUGCGCUCUGGACCUCAAACACCACUGUGCUGCCAUCAUGCCCGGCAGAGGACGACAGAUGUCGUGUCUGAUGGAGGCGCUACAGGACAAGAGGGUUCGUCUGCAGCCCGAGUGUAAGAAAAGACUUCAGGACCGCAUCGACAUGUGGAGCUACGCUGCCAAGAUGGCGCCAGCGGAGGGCUUCUCAGACCUGGCCGUGCAGGUGAUGACGUCGCCGUCCAAGAACUACAUCCUGCUCAUGAUCGCGCUGAGCGUGUGCAUCCUCUUCCUGGUGGGUCUGCUGUGUGGACGGAUCACCAAGCGAGUGACGAGGGAACUGAAGGACCGGUAGAGGACCAGAGCGCUCUAACAAAAGACUGACUCCUCGCACCUUCCUCCUCCUCCUCCUCCUCUUCUUCUUCCUCUCUCAGAUGCCCGGUCUGUAACCAGCCAACCUGCGCAGUGCCAACGCCAGUGCCCGCAAUUGGAACCCGUCUGUUUAGUGGCUGCUGCUGAAUAGUUGCAUCAAAAUGUAAAAUGGUCCCCCGACUCUCACGGAAACCUUAAAUUCCCUCCACCUGGGCAUCUCCAUCUGAUCGUCGGAUUGGAGUGAUUUCUUUUAUUUUUUCCUCGUUGGUAUUUCUAGCCCCCCCCACCACACAUCUGCUUUUGCCGAGGAUGUUGUCUGGGGUUGGAUGUGAAAUCUUCUGACAUCUUUUAAGUUUCCAAAUAAGCGCUGUUGAUGUGACUGAGGGCUGCUGCUUCUGAGGUCCGGAUUGCUUUCCACUCUUUGAGUCCUGAUGCUUGUUUUUGUGAUAUUUAACGGAGACUGGAGCAUGUAGAGCAACAGGACGUAGUUUUGUUUUUGACCUUCCUUUUUUUUUUUUAUCUAAGUGACUGUGGUUGCCUGAAUCGCACACGGAAAACUCAAACUUUUGGGGUUGAAUUCUUUGAGACGUUCCGGUUGCUUUUCAAAAGUUUUCUUAUGAAUCAUGAAGUCUCAUCCUCUUCGCUCCUGCACAGGAUCACGUCCGGCUCUCCGCAUCAAGUUUUGGAUUCUUCUGGAUGUUUUCACCACGAUCUGUGUCGUCCCCUGUUCUGUUGCCUUUUAAUGAACUCAAUCUGUCACAUAACACACACACUGAGGCUUCAUCUUCUGCAUUAUUUACCUGAACCUGGCUGUGCACAAACAUGAGCGGUUAAUUUUCUGUAACUUGUGUAACUGACAUUGUUCUCUGCAUACGAAGCUCUGUCUGAUAACGGAUGUAUCGAAGACAUACUGUAGGUCAGACUUUAUUAUUAAACCUGCGUCGAGCUGCAAACAUGAUAAUGAUUUCCCCUCGGACUCGUUUACUCUGCAGGCCUUUGGGCCCAGCCCUAAUGAUAUUUUGCCAUGAUUUAAGUUAGUUAGUUUCUACCUUUUUGUUUAAAGUGCAUUUACACUCCUACAUGUACACAACCAGUAAAUAAACUUCAGACAUUAUGCUUAACAUUGUCACUCAGAGGUGAAUAAUACAUUUGAAUGCCAUUUCCUCACAUAGAAAGUUACUUAAGGAUGACUUAUAACUUUAAUUGUAACUGAGAUGCACAUUUUUUUUUCCUGAUUGACAAAAUAUUUAAUUUUGCACUUUAACUUGAAGCCCGUCACAUCUGCAGUGUGCUGACAUCACGGGACCGGAGCCUCGUUCAUCUUUCAUUUGUUAAAAAAAAAAAAAAAAAAAAUAGAUUUAAAAAAGAAAAAAAAUAGAUUUAAAAAAAAAAAAAUUCUAAAGUAACCUCAGCUUUCUUUUUAGCAAACGUUUUGCAGCUUUUGGUUGUAUAAUAUUUGUGAAUUAAAAACAGGAGUUAACAUACAGAUGAGACGUGUGUGUGCAGCACAUUCACUCACAAGGUUUUCUCAUUUACUAAAGUUAAUGAAGCUAAAGUAGCAGAUCAUGAGAACACGUUGUCGAAGCAUUAGGAGUGAAAAAAAGAAACGUCCCGUACACCAGUGGUUCUCAACCGUUCCCUUUCUCUCCCAAACCACUCUGGUGACCGCCACAAGUCAUAUUGCGACCUCCCCCUAGGGGGUCCCGACCCCCGGGUUGAGAACCACUGCUCUACGGUGAGACAGAACAGCAAGCGCUCGCUGCUUUGAGCGGUUCAAAAAAAAAUAAAAAGAUCAGAACCAGUUUAUUUCCUUUUAACAUUAUGCCAUGUAACAUGAAGACGUAACAGAUUUAUCAUUGUGAAGUUUGAUUUUGCUGUACAGAGAAACAUUUGUCAAUUUAAUAAAACUGUCUGCAGGUUUUCAUA